UAUCGAAUUUAAGGUAACGUUGAAGUUCGAUGGCCCUUAAGCUGACGACCCCCCGAGUCUCGCACCCGUGAACGGACGCUUCAGUUACCGGACACAGAGGUCUCAACCUCGGCCCCAGCAAAGCAAUGCAGUUGGUGACACUCUGCUCGGGCGCAGCGGCUCAGACCAACGCAGGCACUCUCGCCCAAACCUAGAAUCCGAUGUCAUGUAAGCAAGUCUGCAUUGGAUACCACACUCACCGCGAAUAUCUCUCCAACUGAGAAGGAUUCUGAACUGGAGCGGUCAGAAAUGCCAAUGCAAUGCCAAGGGUGGCAGUGGUCUUGUCAAGCGCGGUUUUAAUAAGAAGAGGUUUUCUCACUGAUGGGGCUUCCGUUUUCAAUGUGAUCUUCAACCGCUGUUUUUCUGUUACACGUUUGCACCCGCACUCUAUUAACCUCCUACCACAGUAUCCGCGCCGCACUCUGUUACCAGGAAAAGCAGCUCGCCUCAGGUUGGUCCAGUUGAAACAUGAACGAUCCAACGACGGAGGUCUUUGUAUGUACUCGAACUAUUCUACCUUAGGAUAUAGCCGACAGAUUGUAGCGUACACUCGAGUCUAUCGUAUUCACCGAUUCACUUCACUCUGUCUCAAAGACGUAACCAAAUGGAGCUUCAAGCUCCCAGGUGGAGACCUUCUCCAACGAUCUUCCGCUCGGCUUUAAGCCCCUGUUUCCGUGGUGGGACGACCUGCGUCAUUGGCAAUUGUCUGUUCGAUGGUCCAGCAAGACAGGGCGAUGAAUUGCAGGCCAGUGUAUUACACGGUUCUGUAAACGGGAGAAUA
Messenger RNA from Parathielavia appendiculata, 820 nucleotides. RefSeq lists its product as uncharacterized. The record is from RefSeq and is a predicted model, not a curated record. The transcript has a single exon. The coding region runs from base 300 to 701 and encodes 133 amino acids. NCBI's taxonomy places the organism in Eukaryota, Fungi, Ascomycota, Sordariomycetes, Sordariales, Chaetomiaceae.